Daphnia pulicaria is the source of this 834-nucleotide messenger RNA. RefSeq lists its product as uncharacterized. The transcript has a single exon. The record is from RefSeq and is a predicted model, not a curated record. Gene Ontology annotation, molecular function: zinc ion binding; nucleic acid binding. Bases 1 to 834 code for a protein of 277 amino acids. NCBI's taxonomy places the organism in Eukaryota, Metazoa, Arthropoda, Branchiopoda, Diplostraca, Daphniidae.
AUGGAAUCUCAACAGGCUCGUUCCAUGAUGAUAUGUAAAUCAGCAAAGGAGAUGUGGACACGCCUGACACAUAAAUAUGAACAAGUGGCUUCAGAGAACAAGCACUUCCUUCGACAGAGAUUCUACCAGUACGAGUUCAACAAGGAGCAUGAUAUUUCUGCACUUAUCACCAUGAUCGAGUCGAUGGCCAAUCAAUUGAAUGAUAUGGGGGUGAGUGUUGACGAAAUUGACAUCGUUACUAAAAUUAUUGUCACCCUACCCCCCAGCUACAAGCACAUCGUGUCAGUAUGGGACAACAUGGACGACAGUAAGAAAACGUUGCAGUCUUUAAGAUCACGCCUUUUCAAGGAAGAAGCUCGUAAUAAAGGUUGUCAAGAAGAAGAUGGUGCCAACGCUGCAUUCUUUGGCCAGAAACAAGAGAUGCCAAAUCAACAGUCGACACAACCUGCUGCUGCCCACAUCCCAUCACAGCCACCAGCUCAACAUUCAUCCGGUCGUGGACGAGGAUUCAGGAAAAGAAGAUGCAACUACUGUGGUGGGCCGAACCAUUGGGAAAGCACAUGUUGGACAAAGAAAGAUCACAUGGAAAGAGGAGUCCCUAACGGAUUCCAGCCACUACAAGCUCAGUUUGCACAGUUCAAGCCUCAAAGACAACCCGAUUGGCCUGGAGACUACGCUUUCACAACUCUUCCAGGUGAUAUUCAAUUUGAAGGAAAUUUCAGAGAAAACUGGUACGUGGACUCUGGCUGCACUAUUCAUAUGUCGGAUCAGUUCCAUCUAUUUUCAAACUAUCAAGCGGUUAAGAAUGGAAGUUGGCCAGUCAAAGGAGUUUGA